This is a messenger RNA of Drosophila arizonae, 654 nucleotides long. RefSeq lists its product as uncharacterized. Lineage: Eukaryota; Metazoa; Arthropoda; Insecta; Diptera; Drosophilidae. The record is from RefSeq and is a predicted model, not a curated record.
AUGACGCAGCUGCCAGGCGACGAGGCAUCUGCAUUAAGGGGCGCGCCGGCUCUACCAGCAGCGCUACCGCUGCUAUCUGAAGUGCUCCAACUUCCGCAGCCAGUGUCGAGCCCGCGCCAUUCAGAACAAGCUGACGGGGCAGCUGCAGCUGCGCAACGCAAGUCACAAUCACAAACGCACGUCGUUAAUUUGAGCACGCCUCCUGCCAAUCUGGCCCAGUAUGUGAGAUCGAGUCGCGGCACGGAUCUUGUAUUCUUUGAGGGCAACACCUACACGCCCAACGAGAAGCUGCGCGAGGGGCAAAAAUCACGGGACUGGAAGUGCUCCAUGUACCACAAGGCCAAGUGUCGUGCUCGCCUGAACACGCGGAUCAGCGACCUGGGCGAUCUGAUUCACAUGACCAGCCACAAGCACACGCACACGCCUAUGUAUCUGCUGCAGCAGGAGGGGGCCGCAGGAGAUGCGAGGAAACUGUGCCUCACUCGCAAUCCGCAAUGCGAAGGCCUACGCACCGCCAAGGGUGGCAAAUCAAACUAAUCUUAGGUGGCGAAGACACAAAAUAAAAUACGAGCUCUCUGGCUACCUGACCGUGGAAAUAGUGACCAAUGCGCAGGGAAAGCGCUCGCCGGUCAAGUCCCCUAAACUGCGCUUCAU